Molecule: messenger RNA, 981 nt
Organism: Blepharisma stoltei
Lineage: Eukaryota; Ciliophora; Heterotrichea; Heterotrichida; Blepharismidae
Source: the annotation of a GenBank genome assembly
AUGACUGGAUACGAGCAUGUCGAAAUAGGAGGCAUCGGGUUUCGAUACAUCAAGCCAUAUGAAUACGUUUAUACAACAUACUGCAAAGAAAGGUGACAAAACAAACCAAUAUUAGACAUUUUUACAAAAGAUUUCAAAGCCUUUGACGAGCAAUAUUAUUUCAAUGCAAUUGUGAAUGGUUCAAUAUUAGUCAAUGGCCUUACAGUUGAGCAUAAUUACAUAGUCAAGAACGGGGAUUGUAUUACUCAUAAGACAAUUCGGCGAGAGCCUCUUGUACUUGAUAUUCCAAUUGCAAUCUGUGCUGAUCUCCCCAAUAUUUUAGUUGUAAAUAAACCACCUUCAAUCCCUUGCCAUCCUACUGGAAUGUACAAUAAAAAUACACUUGUCUCGAUACUUGAGAAUGAUUUUGGCUAUAAAAAUCUAAAUUUAAUACACCGGCUUGACCGAGUGACUUCAGGAACUGUAAUAAUGGCAAAAAAUGCUCAAAUGGCAAAAAAUUUAACUAAUUUAUUAAAAACUCACACAACAGAAAAAUGAUAUGUGGCAAGAGUAAAAGGAAAUUUCCCUUAUAGUGAAACAGAAGUAGAUGCUGGAAUCUCAUGUAAAAGCCAUAAAGAAGGGAUUUAUCAAGUGGAUGAGACAGGAAAAGCAAGCCGCACAUAUUUUAAGAAGAAAGGAUUUGAUCCUGCCUCAAAUCAAACUGUUGUAUACUGUAGACCAUUUACUGGAAGAACGCAUCAAAUAAGGGUACAUUUGAUGCAUUUAGGAUACCCUAUUGCUAAUGAUGUUUGCUAUGGAGGAGAGGCUAUAAAUCAAGCGAAUGCCGAGUGGGUGCAAAAUGAUCAGUUAAAUGAUGAGUUUCAAGGAUCGAAAAAGAACCAGAAACAGCUUGAAAUUUGACUGCAUGCAUUUAGAUAUAAGCUUACACAAAAUUUAGAUUUCAGAGUACCUCUGCCUCUAUGGGCGGAGAUUGAGGAUUAA